Molecule: messenger RNA, 1332 nt
Organism: Dichotomopilus funicola
Lineage: Eukaryota; Fungi; Ascomycota; Sordariomycetes; Sordariales; Chaetomiaceae
Product: S-adenosylmethionine-dependent methyltransferase-like protein
Exons: 5
Coding region: 1-1332 (443 amino acids)
Biological process (GO): translation
Cellular component (GO): ribosome
Molecular function (GO): structural constituent of ribosome
Source: RefSeq, a predicted model, not a curated record
AUGCCCACAACGCACCCACAGGUAUCUCGGUUUUGCUGGCAGAACCUGCAGCUGGAACAGACUCCAAUUUUCCCAGAUCCCGAACUGCUUCGCGAAGAAGAGGUUCAAGACACCAUAUAUCAACGAGUCUUUAGCGACGCCAUUGCCUCACGCCCCCCACUGCGGUACCAGGUCAAAGUCCUGAAAGAGUUGAUCACCAGGAUCGAAUCGGCCAUUGAAGACUGGGAGCGACAUGGUAUUUCGGAUAGCCUCACUUUCGCGCUGUCGCAGCUCCUUUCCCAGCCGUUGCCGUCCGAGAUCUGGUCUGCGCAGCAGAGAAGCCAUGUGGUGUACCACCUUUCCCUUCUCCAACCCUCCAUGACACCAGACCCAGCGUACAUCCAGCUUCUUGAGUCGCGAUCGCUCAUCUCGGGAUCGGGAACGACCGGCCUCCGUACUUGGGAGGCGGCCUUGCAUCUGGGGCAGUACCUUUGUCUCGACCCAUCUCUGGUGAGGGGCAAGCGUGUGCUUGAGUUGGGCGCUGGGACAGGCUACCUGGCGGUGCUUUGUGCCAAGUAUCUCGACUCGCAUCAUGUGAUCGCGUCGGACGGCUCGGAUGAGGUGGUCAAUCACUUGGCUGACAGCGUGUUCCUCAACGGCCUCCAGGGCUCGUCGAAGGUCUCGGCCAUGCAAUUGAAAUGGGGUCACGCUUUGAUUGCGGGCGAGCUCGACGAAGAGUUUAUGGGCUUGGAUACGGUUGUGGGCGCUGACAUUACGUACGACGCAAGUGUAAUCCCGGUUCUGGCUGUGACUCUCCAGGAGCUUGUGAAUCUUCGCCCAGGGCUGUCCAUUCUCAUUGCGGCGACGGAAAGGAACCGGGCGACAUUCGAGAGCUUUCUCCAGGUUUGCGAAAAACGCGGGUUCCACCAUCAAACCGCCAAGAUGGCUGACACCGACUCUCCCGUUACCCUGCGGACUCGCAAGUUCAUUCGCAACCCCCUGCUUGGCCGCAAGCAGAUGGUGGUUGACAUCCUCCACCCCAACCGCGCCAACAUCUCCAAGGAGGAGCUCCGCGACAAGCUCGCCGGUCUCUACAAGGCCCAGAAGGACCAGGUCAGCGUGUUUGGCCUCCGCACUCAGUUCGGUGGCGGCAAGACCACCGGUUUCGCUCUCGUCUAUGACUCCCCCGAGGCGAUGAAGAAGUUCGAGCCUCACUACAGGCUAGUCCGCGUCGGCCUGGCCACCAAGAUCGAGCGCGCGAGCAGGCAGCAACGCAAGCAGCGCAAGAACAGGCAGAAGACCCUCCGUGGCACGGCGAAGGUCAAGGGCCCCAAGCCCAAGAAGGAGAAAUAA